Molecule: messenger RNA, 1860 nt
Organism: Fonsecaea monophora
Lineage: Eukaryota; Fungi; Ascomycota; Eurotiomycetes; Chaetothyriales; Herpotrichiellaceae
Exons: 4
Coding region: 1-1860 (619 amino acids)
Biological process (GO): GPI anchor biosynthetic process
Cellular component (GO): endoplasmic reticulum
Source: RefSeq, a predicted model, not a curated record
AUGACCCUUCUGUCAUCCCUCCGCGACCUGUACUCCCUCGAUACCCUAGACACGCGAUUUACGAAUUCCUCAACGCCAUUAAAGUCUGUCAAUGAGGCGGCCUCCAAGCAGACAGUAAGAGAUGGAAAGACACAACCUACAGAAGCAUCACAGCCACGAUGGAGGACUACCGAGUUCUAUGUGUAUCUGGCCGUCUUCUUGUUUUGCGUCCCACAGAUGUAUUGGGCUGUAGUCAGUGUAUCGCAGCCUGAUUCCCCAAACUACUCCAAAUAUGAGCAUCUUCUUUCUCCGGGUUGGCUAUUCGGUCGGAAAGUGGACAACUCCGAUGGCCAGUAUGCUGGAUUUCGAGACAACCUCCCAUACUUGGCAGCUCUAGUUAUUUUGCACCCUCUUCUUCGCCGGGCCUAUGAACGUCUCGUUUCUCCCAGUCCAGUGUCUACCAACUGCAGUACGAAUGCGCAGUCUCCUGUUGCCCAGUCCACAGCCGAAUCCCGGCUUCGACACCGGCUUGCGUUCGACUUUGGUUCGGCGUUGAUCUACAUUCUUGCAUUGAACGGCUCCUCUAUCUUCAAAAUCCUGCUCAUCCUGUUCAUCAACUUCAAAAUUGCCACUGCCCUUCCCCGAGACGCGAUUCCGGUAGCGACGUGGGUUUUCAACAUUGCCAUUCUCUUCGCCAAUGAACUUGCUCAAGGCUACCGAUACUCGGUCAUGGCCGAGGCCCUGGUGCCUUUCAUUCCCGUUGCGGCCGAUUGGAGCAAAUUCUUGGAUUCUUACGGAGGUUUAAACCCGCGUUGGGAGGUUCUUUUCAACAUUACUGUGCUACGCAUGAUCUCUUUCAAUUUUGACUAUUACUGGUCGUUGGAUCGUUCGAGAGCAGGGAGCCCUAUUGAGAAGAAGCAACUCGAUGCGUCUACACUCUCCGAAAGAGAUCGAGUCAAGAUGCCAGCUCCAGUAUCAGCUUAUACCUCCUUUCGUACAUACCUCGCCUAUGUAUUAUAUCCGCCUCUUUAUCUGGCUGGUCCGAUCUUGACUUUCAAUGAUUAUAUUUCCCAAUCCACCUAUCGGCCACCAUCCGUGACGACCAAGAGGAACGCGCUCUACGGAAUUAGACUUCUGAUCACAAUGUUUUGCAUGGAGUUUCUCAUACACACUGCCUACAUGGUUGCCAUCUCCAAGGCCUCGCCGGACUGGUCUGUAUAUACGCCGUUUCAACUCAGCAUGCUCGCCUACUUUAAUCUGCACCACAUCUGGCUAAAGUUAAUGAUCCCCUGGCGGUUUUUCAGAUUUUGGUCUUUAAUGGAUGGUAUUGACCCACCAGAAAACAUGGUUCGAUGUAUGAGCGACAAUUAUUCGGCUUUUGGCUUUUGGCGCUCGUGGCACCGAAGCUUCAACAGAUGGACAGUCCGCUACGUCUACGUACCCCUUGGAGGAGGUCCUGGUGGCGGCUCAGGCACCGUGCGCGGCAUCCUCAACAUGCUAGCAGUCUUCACCUUCGUGGCCUUGUGGCACGAUAUCCAACUCCGCCUCCUAUUGUGGGGCUGGUUGGUUGUGCUUUUCGUGUUACCAGAAGUUCUCGCAACUAUGGCGUUCCCAGCAUCAAAAUGGAAGAAUCGUCCUAAUACAUACCGCGUCAUUUGUGGGAUUGGAGCGGUCCUUAACAUUUUGAUGAUGAUGGCAGCCAACCUAGUCGGUUUCGCUGUAGGAUUGGAUGGAUUGAUGGGGCUUGUGAAUGGAAUUGCUGGCUCCUGGCAAGGUGCCGUCUUCAUGCUCGGCGCCUGCUCUGCAUUGUUUGUCGGAGUUCAAGUGAUGUUCGAACAUCGUGAAGAGGAAAAGCGAAAAGGAAUCAAGCUGAAAUGUUGA